AUGCAGCAGCUUUCUAGUUUCAAUUCUCCCUCAUCUCCUUCUGCCUCUUCGAAUCGUCCUAACGCAGACUCUGUCAACCAGGAAGAGGAGGGUCAAAAGAAAAAUCAACAGCAGCAGCGUCAUCAAAAUCAUCCACAUCACUAUUUUGCUUCUACCUCUACUUCGGCUGAGGUACCCACAUUUGCGACUUCAACUACAGCCACAAGCAACACUACUAACACUGAGCUUAAUACCAGCGCCUCACUUUUUGCUGCUGCGAACAACGCUGUUGGAAGGGCUUACGACAGAGUUGCAGCAUCUGGCAGGACCACCAACGACUAUCGUCGAACCUCAGAAGUACCAGCAUGGCGGCAGGACCUUAACCUACCCAACUUGGCCUCCAUCGUGCCCUCGCCCGACUUGGUCAACUCUUUCUCGACAGCUUCGACUACCGGCGCUAUUCACCAGUCGAGUUUAUCUACGGCCGGUAGUCCGCGAGGUCCUAGCGCAUUCACGCGAGGACUCCCACAGACCCCAAUUCCGGCGAAGCGUCCCUCCGCCCCGACAAGAGGUGAACCCGUCAUGCACCCGUCACCCAUCAAGAAAGCCCGCACCGGGGCAUCGCCACCUCGCAAAGUCGAACUUCCUAACAAAACUGCCAAUCUUGAUCCUUCAGCACGUGGAAAGCAACAAGGCCCCCUCUCACCCCUCUUUUUCUCCCACACGCCGGCGAGGCAUGUCCAUCGUCCGGCUAGCUUUCCCGCGACAGAUCCUGCUGUUUCUAUGCUUUCACGUAUGCGAGAGGACCCGGCUGGCGGAGUGACAACGUUGAAGUUGCCCCGUGCAAGUGUAAACUCUGUCACUCCUGGUAGAUCAGAAAGCACUCCUGGCAGCUGGGGCUCUUCAAUGGAUGUCCCAGCUCAUACUGCAACUCCAGAUAGUCGCAGUCUGCCUCCAGGGCUACAGAUGCUGCAAGGUGUGGGAGUAAUUGAAUUCCUGGAGCAGGACGAGAGGCCUACGUUUCUGAUAGACCUGGAUAACUCUGCCAAUACUGGUCGUGCUGGUUUACACAUCCUAUACUACAAUGCUUCUUUACGUGGGGCACAUGAAGUGCUUCAGUACCUGUCCGUGGACAAGGAGGAUACAAGCACAGAAACUGAUUUUGGCCGCUUCAAGUCAUGGAUUAUGACACCGCUCAAAAGCCGUGGAUCGACCGAUGGCUCAUCGACUCACUUUUAUGCUGGUAUCACAUGGACGCUUUCAACAUUACGACGAAGGUUUCGCUUCGUCAGCGCUCAUGCCAGCUUUUCUACUCCUAGGCCCAAUUCCACGCUACCACUUAUCGAUGAGACGGUUGCUUCAGAAACGCGGAGUGUCGGACAAUCGCCGCGGAUGCCAGUCACCCCUGACGCCGAGCUCGUUGAUGCGCCUGACUAUUUUGGUGACGCCGAACCUCUUGAUACUAAUUUUGAUACACGGAAUCCCGAUGUUGAUGCAGUUAUGGAGGGAGGUGAACCAAGAUUACAUCCCGACGAUUUCACAAAUCAGGUCUUCCAAUCGCAGCCCGCACCAAGAUCGAUAUUCGACUGGACAAGAAUACCCGUGUCGGAUUCACUUCCUCCUCACAUUAAGUUUGCCCGAUCUGUAGAUUGGGCGGCGACUCCUCUGGGACCCAUCGAGGAUUGGCCCGCGGACCUCAGAUCCAUGUCUAAUCUCAUCAUGGGCAGCCCACACCCCGCUGCCAUGUACUGGGGCCCCCAGUUUGUGAUCAUCUACAACGAAGCUUAUCUGGACCUAGCUGGUCAAAAACACCCCAAACUGAUGGGAGCUUGCUAUAUGGAUGCUUGGUCGGAGAUUUGGGAUGAAAUCAAGCCUGUGUUUAAGAGCGCGCUUGAAUCUGGUCAAGCGACAAUGAAGCAUGAAAAUCAACUUUUCAUUAACCGACAUGGAUUUUUGGAGGAAGCAUUCUUCUCCUGGUCUAUCGUUCCCCUUGUAGACGGCAACGGUGAAAUUAUGGGACUUUACAACCCUGCUUUCGAAAACACUCGCAGACGGGUCAAUGAGAGAAGAAUGCUCAUGCUUCGUGAGAUUGGCGAGAGAACAGCUGCAGCCACUACUGUUUCGGGCUUCUGGCCUCAGGUACAAAAGGGACUGGAAUUCAACGAGUUCGAUGUGCCCUUUGCCUUGAUUUAUUCAGCGAGGGAGGAUACUGAGAGCGAGGUUUCGUCGUUACAUUCUGGCAGUUUGAUUCACUCACCUCAAUUAGUCCUCGAAGGAAGUCUCGGUGCUCCAGAAAAUCACCAAGGAGCACUUACGCACCUCGAUAUGCGGCAAUCCGACGAUGGCUUUGCACCCUAUAUGCGCCAGUCCAUGGCUGCGGGCGGUGUCCCAAUUGUCCUCUCUGAAGAAGACGGCACUCUUCCCAUGCAUUUGAUCGACGGUCUUCACUGGAGAGGUUUCGGCGAUCCCUCCAAAACGCUUGUGAUAUUCCCGGUUAUUCCAACUACCACAGGCGAAUCUGUCAUUGGAUUCAUCGUCAUGGGUGUCAACCCUCGCCGACCUUACGAUGACGAUUAUAAGCUAUUCAUUCACCUUUUGUCCCGUCAACUCGCCACGUCAAUGGCGUCCGUGGUCCUAUUCGAAGAAGAAAUUAAACGCGGCCAGAGAGCUGCUCGCCUUGCUGCGCUGGACCGACAAGAACUUUCGAUGCAACUUUACCUGCGUACACAAGAAGCCGUGGAGAGCGAGUACAGAUUCACCAGAAUGGCUGAAUUCGCUCCUGUGGGUAUGUUCAUUGCCAAUUUUGCAGGUAAAAUCAACUAUUGCAACGACAUGUGGUGGCAGAUCUCCAGGCACUCCAGAUCCGAAGACUCGGUGGAUACUUGGAUGGACAGUGUUCGAGACGAGGACCGGCCGGCGUUGGAGGAGGCUUGGGACAAGCUACUUAGGGAAAAGGUGACCAUUUCUGUGGAAUUCCGAUUUAAGUGCAGUCAACAAAGCGACGGAAACACGAUCGACACAUGGGUUCUCAUGAGCGCCUAUCCGGAAAAGAAUCAAGAAGGCAACCUCAAGCUGAUUUUUGGUUGUAUCACCGAUAUCUCAUCUCAAAAGUGGGCAGAGAAGGUACAGAAUGAACGACGUGAAGAAGCAGUCGAAAUGAAGCGUCAACAGGAGAAUUUUAUCGAUAUCACGAGUCACGAGAUGCGCAAUCCUCUUUCUGCAAUUUUGCAAUGUGCCGACCAGAUUGCCAACAACAUCACGGUUUUCGACUCGCACACCAUCAAAGCCGAUGUAGAAAAUUUGUUGGACGGUUGUCUCGAUGCUGCCAACACCAUCAACCUUUGCGCAAGCCAUCAGAAGCGCAUUGUUGACGACAUUCUGACAUUGUCCAAAUUGGACUCUAACCUAUUGGCUGUUACGCCUAUUGAUGAACAGCCUGUUAGGGUUGUGCAACGAGCCUUGAAGAUGUUUGAGUCAGAACUGGUGGCUCAUGAUAUUGAAUUCGAAUUCAAUGUGGACCAGAGCUUCGAUCAUUACGGUAUCAAGUGGGUGAAGCUUGAUCCGUCAAGAUUACGACAGGUUCUGAUUAAUUUGAUGACAAAUGCCAUCAAGUUCACGCAGGGUCGUGAGAAGAGAGCUAUUUCUGUCAGCCUCAGCGCUUCAAAGCAUGUAUCUGAGGUAACCAGAAAGGGCAUUACUUAUUUUGAUCAAGUUGAUCAUCAACGUGCUUCGGUCACCGACAUCAACAACACAGACGAGUGGGGACAUGGUGAGGAAAUUAACAUUCACUGUACCGUUGAGGAUACCGGUCCGGGGUUGAUCGAAGAAGAAAUGAAGCUUCUCUUCCAACGAUUCCAACAGGCGACACCACGAACACAUGUUCAAUAUGGCGGUUCAGGACUAGGCCUGUUCAUCUCUCGUAUCUUAACUGAGAUGCAGGGCGGUCAGAUCGGCGUUACAUCUCGACGUGAUAUCGGCAGCAGCUUCAGCUUCUACAUCAAGUGUCGUCGUUCUCUAACCCCUCCUCCUGACUUCGAAGAGGUUACGCCAUUCAAGAUCGCUCGAAAAUCACACGCUCCAGGCAUUCCACAAAAGCCUGAGCUUACCCGUCAACUCUCCAAAACUGCGACGACAACAAACGAAGAAACAAACCAGCUGUUCGACGUAUUGAUUGUGGAAGACAACAUCGUGAAUCAGAAGGUUCUUCAACGACAGUUGCGGAACUGUGGCAACAAUACCUUUGUUGCCAAUCACGGCAAAGAAGCUUUACAGACUCUCGAGCGAUCAAGAUUUUGGGCAGGAAAGGAAACCGAAGGCGUUGAUAUCUCGGUCAUUUUGAUGGAUUUGGAAAUGCCUGUCAUGGACGGAAUGACUUGCGCCCGAAGAAUUCGGGAGUUAGAACGAGAGGGAACGAUUGUGCAACAUAUCCCAAUUAUUGCAGUAACGGCUUAUGCUCGACCGGAACAGAUCGAGAGUGCAAAGGCUGCAGGAAUUGACGAUGUCAUUUCCAAGCCUUUCCGGAUCCCUGAGCUUCUGCCAAAAAUCGAGGAGCUUGUUGGCAAAUACAAAAACCUUUCAGUGUCUGCUUGA
This is a messenger RNA of Fusarium coffeatum, 4569 nucleotides long. RefSeq lists its product as uncharacterized. The record is from RefSeq and is a predicted model, not a curated record. Gene Ontology annotation, molecular function: phosphorelay sensor kinase activity. Gene Ontology annotation, biological process: phosphorylation; phosphorelay signal transduction system. Lineage: Eukaryota; Fungi; Ascomycota; Sordariomycetes; Hypocreales; Nectriaceae. The transcript has 2 exons. Bases 1 to 4569 code for a protein of 1522 amino acids.